AUAGCAAGUUAGCUGGUUAGCUAAUUCACGAUGCUAUGUCAGCCACCCGGUAUAUGGACAGGUUAGAAAAAUCCAACUUCUUCUGUAGUUGAUGGAAUAAUUAUGCGAAUGUGAUUGGAAUUAUUUCAGUCCUGACGUGGGUCAUGUGGCAUUCGUAUUACCUAAGCAACAGCAAUGGCUAAUGUAGCUGAGCUAACCAGCUUGCUAACGAGUUAGCAUUUCAAGGACUGAAAGGGCUUCCGGUGAAGAAAAUCUGUCCGCAGCCGCGAGUUGCUAUACCCUUCAUUCAUCUAUGGCUGGGCAAACCCGGACUAGGGUUUGGAGUAUCCUUGCUGUCCUGGCCAACAUAUCCUUCGCCAGCUUGCCACGGAGCAGGAAGGUCGCCCUGACCGCACUAGGUGUGGUCGUAGCUGGCGGGGCAGGGCUUGCUCUGACGCUACACCAGGCUGUCAAAGCCUCGGAGCUGGAACUCCACCCGCCUCACUACCCCUGGAGCCAUGAUGGACUUCUUUCCUCUCUGGACCACGCUAGUGCUCGUCGUGGCUACCAGGUGUAUAGGCAAGUGUGUGCGGCUUGCCACAGCAUGGAAUUCCUGGCCUUCAGAAAUCUGGUGGGAGUGAUCUACACAGAAGACGAGGCUAAGGCCGUUGCCGAAGAGUUUGACAUAGUGGAUGGUCCUAAUGAGAGCGGAGAGAUGUUCACUCGGCCAGGGAAGCUGUCAGACUACUUCCCAAAACCUUACCCCAACCCUGAGGCAGCCCGGUUUGCCAACAAUGGAUCCCUGCCUCCAGACCUCAGCUACAUUACCAGUGCCAAACAUGGAGGAGAGGACUAUGUGUUCAGCCUGCUGACAGGUUACUGUGACCCUCCAGCAGGAGAGCCUGCGAAAGAAGGACUCUACUACAACCCCUACUUCCCAGGCCAGGCUAUCGGAAUGGCCCCUCCCAUCUACAACGAAGUGCUGGAGUAUGAAGAUGGAACCCCUGCCACCAUGAGCCAGGUUGCUAAGGAUGUGUGUACCUUCCUGAAGUGGGCCGCUGAGCCAGAACAUGACAUACGGAAACGCAUGGGACUGAAGGUGCUGCUGGGUGGAAUCGUCGUCAUUCCUCUGGCCUACUACAUGAAGAGACACAAGUGGUCUGUGCUGAAGAGUAGGAAGAUGGCCUACAGGCCUCCCAAAUAAACAGAAACACACCCCAACCUGGUCCUAAAAACAACCAGAGGGGCUGCAUUCAAGGACCCCACAGUGCUCACCUCAUAGUGAUCAUACAGGCACAGAACAACUCACACAAACAUGCCUUUCUGUGAGGUGGUAGGGAAAUAAACGUAUAAACUGUUUAUUUCUGCAGAAAUGGCCUUUUGUUGUUGUUUUUUUUUUGUUGGCAUGAUAGAUUUUCCUGUAUCUGGAAUGUUGUGAUGCAAGUCUGUGCCAGAGUUGUGACGUUCUUGAACGCAGCCUCCACAAAGUUUGGUUGAUCUGCACCGAGUCUCCACUGGCAGCAGUCCACCUUGUACCAGACACUUUGUCACGAGUGGCCGACGGGUCGAUUGUCCAUCUUUGUAAUAUACUUGAUAUCCACACAAACACGGAGAAAUUGGUGCCCUCAAAGUUAGUAUCAUCCUGGGUGUGGAAAUGCAUUCUCUUUGGGCGGUCCAUACGCCCCCUCAGUCAGUCAGAUGCCGCCUCUGAACGUCUCUCUGUACAAAAUAAAUUAUCUUAAACAAAA
Monopterus albus (swamp eel) is the source of this 1727-nucleotide messenger RNA. It is a transcript of the gene cyc1, whose product is annotated as cytochrome c-1. Gene Ontology annotation, cellular component: respiratory chain complex III. Lineage: Eukaryota; Metazoa; Chordata; Actinopteri; Synbranchiformes; Synbranchidae. The transcript has 7 exons. Gene Ontology annotation, molecular function: heme binding; electron transfer activity. Gene Ontology annotation, biological process: mitochondrial electron transport, ubiquinol to cytochrome c. Bases 293 to 1183 code for a protein of 296 amino acids. The record is from RefSeq and is a predicted model, not a curated record.